AUGGACCAGCCUCGCGAAGGCCCCAGUCCGAAAGCGGCCGAUCGCCCACACCCGCCUCACGACGCUUCAACACCAGGCCCCUCUGGCCACCAUGUUGGCCCCAGCCGCGAUGCGCCCACUUCCUCUGAAGCAGACCCUAAACCAGAGCCUCAUGCAGACCAGGCGCCCGUCGACUCGGGCGUCGACGCGGGCUCCGCGAGCGAGUACGACCAGGAGAACAGCGGGGAUCACCUGCUAGAGGCGCACAAUCACACUGACGACGACAACUUCAGUGACGAAGGGUACGAUGGCUCCGACGCCUCUUCCUUCCUCUCCUCCAUCUUGUCCGAGGUGCGUCGCGGCGUCGAGAUAGAGGGCCGCCAAUAUGCAAGCUACGGGAAGCACGACUACGGCAUGCCCAUGGACGACAAAGAGUUGGACCGCCAGGACCUGCAACACCACAAGUACAACCUGCUACUAAACGACAAGCUGCAUGUAACGCCCAUACCAGAAGAACGCCUACAAGAGAGCGGCAGCCGCGUUCUCGACCUAGGGACGGGCACAGGCAUUUGGGCUAUGGACAUGGCCGACAAAUAUCCAAACGCUGAGAUCAUCGGCGUAGACAUCGCGCCUACACAGCCCAACUUCGUCCCGCCAAACUGCAUCUUCGAGAUUGAUGAUGUAGAGGAGGACUGGCCGUACCGCCCCGCGCACUUCGACUUUAUACAUGGCCGCGACCUCAUGACCGCCGUGCGCGACUGGCCUAAACUGAUUUCCCAGGCUUACACACACCUCAAGCCCGGCGGCUGGAUCCAGCUCGCCAGCACCAUCCCCGGCGCCCUCACUGACGACGACACCAUCCCCCCGAACAGUGGCUAUGUCGAGUCCGGUCGUCUGUACUUCGAAAUGGCCGAGAAGAUGGGUGCCCCGCUCGAUGCGCCGCGCCAGUGGUCCACUCAGAUGCAGGACGCCGGUUUCACCAACGUGAAAGACGUCGUGUACAAGCUUCCCAUGGGCGCGUGGCCGCGGUCCAAGCGGCUACGCACGGUCGGAAAGCUGGAGCAGGUUAUGAUUCUUGACGGCGGGUUUGAAGCAUAUAUGCUGAGGGGCUAUACGCAGAUUUUGGGAGGUCGGGUGGAGGAUUUGCAGAUUGUCUUGGCACUCGCGAGGAGAGAGAUCAAGGAUCCGAAUGUGCAUACUUAUGUGCAGUUUCAUGUUACGUAUGGUAUGAAGCCAGCGUAG
Molecule: messenger RNA, 1221 nt
Organism: Didymosphaeria variabile
Lineage: Eukaryota; Fungi; Ascomycota; Dothideomycetes; Pleosporales; Didymosphaeriaceae
Exons: 2
Coding region: 1-1221 (406 amino acids)
Molecular function (GO): methyltransferase activity
Source: RefSeq, a predicted model, not a curated record